AUGCUAGCAAAAUAUUUACAAUUGAACAACGACGAUAGUGUCGUUGAAGAAUCAAGGAAAAAGCCUAGCAGGAAACAUUUCAAAGGUGAUGCAGCUAGAAUCGCAACGUUGCCAAGUCUGGACUAUGUGUAUGAUAUCUAUCGUUUGGAAAACAUGAAAGAUGAAGACGAACAGCUGAAUAGAUUGAAAAUUGGCCGUGUUAAAAUAGUCAACAUAGAUACAGAACUGGUACACGAUGAAGAGUCCGACGACAACGGUCUGAAUGUACUGGAAGAUGACGAUUCAAAUGAUGAGAAUUAUUAUAGAAAUGAUUAUCCAGAAGAUGAAGACGAUGACAGAUCUAUACUGUUUGGAAGUGAUGGUGAGGAAGCCAUCGCUGAAGAGGAAACGUGGAUAGCUCGUCAAUACGAAGAGCAACGGCGAAUUCAGCAACAGAAUGAAACUGGUCAUGGUGAUUCUGUAACCGAUGAUUACCAGAGCCAGGACGGCAGCAAACCCUUUAAUCCACAAGAAUACUCUGGGUUAUUUGCGAAAUUCAACGGUAGUGUCGAUAUCUUGAAGUCUAUAAACAGUAGUAAUUUCAUCGAUAUGGAUGGACAACUCAGUAACAAUAACGAUAAUAUUGAUGACGAUGACGAUUACGAUGAUGAUGAUGAUGAUGACGAUGUAUAUGAUGCUAGCGAUUAUGAAUACCAUGUGGAGUCGGAUUCAAAUUCAAACGAGGAACAGGAACAAGAUCAAGAUCAACUUAAAAGAAAUGAAUUCUUCUCCACAGACCAAGACGAUCCUCUGGCGAUCCAUAGAGAUAAAAUAUUCGGUAAAUUACAAAGAAUGAUUGAUGAACGUUGA
Molecule: messenger RNA, 849 nt
Organism: Vanderwaltozyma polyspora DSM 70294
Lineage: Eukaryota; Fungi; Ascomycota; Saccharomycetes; Saccharomycetales; Saccharomycetaceae
Gene: IWR1
Product: Iwr1p
Exons: 1
Coding region: 1-849 (282 amino acids)
Biological process (GO): protein import into nucleus
Cellular component (GO): cytoplasm
Source: RefSeq, a predicted model, not a curated record